Messenger RNA from Rhinichthys klamathensis goyatoka, 1286 nucleotides. RefSeq names its product solute carrier family 25 member 5 (gene slc25a5). Bases 93 to 989 code for a protein of 298 amino acids. The transcript is spliced from 4 exons. The record is from RefSeq and is a predicted model, not a curated record. NCBI's taxonomy places the organism in Eukaryota, Metazoa, Chordata, Actinopteri, Cypriniformes, Leuciscidae. Gene Ontology annotation, biological process: mitochondrial ADP transmembrane transport; mitochondrial ATP transmembrane transport. Gene Ontology annotation, cellular component: mitochondrial inner membrane. Gene Ontology annotation, molecular function: ATP:ADP antiporter activity.
AUUUCGAAUCAGCCGGCAUUCCACGCUGUUCCUGCGGCAGAGCGGGAUAUAACUUACCUCUUCAAGCUACACCUCUCUAAGAACAUCCGACAAUGAACGAGACCGCCGUUUCUUUCGCCAAGGACUUCUUGGCCGGUGGAAUUGCCGCUGCUAUUUCUAAAACCGCCGUGGCCCCCAUUGAGAGAGUCAAGCUGCUGCUUCAGGUGCAACAUGCUAGCAAACAGAUAACAGUGGAUAAGCAGUACAAGGGCAUUGUAGACUGUGUGGUGCGUAUUCCCAAGGAGCAGGGCUUCAUCUCGUUCUGGAGAGGAAACAUGGCCAAUGUCAUCAGGUACUUCCCCACCCAGGCCCUCAACUUUGCUUUCAAGGACAAGUACAAGAAGGUCUUCCUUGAUGGCGUGGACAAGCGCACCCAGUUCUGGAGGUACUUCGCUGGUAACCUGGCCUCAGGUGGUGCUGCUGGUGCUACAUCCCUCUGCUUUGUGUACCCCCUCGACUUUGCAAGAACCCGUCUGGCCGCCGAUGUCGGCAAGGCUGGAGCAGGAAGAGAGUUCUCUGGCCUGGGUAACUGCUUGGCACAGAUCUUCAGGUCUGAUGGCCUCAAAGGAUUGUACCAGGGCUUCAACGUUUCUGUGCAGGGUAUCAUCAUUUACAGAGCCGCCUACUUCGGCAUCUAUGACACAGCCAAGGGUAUGCUGCCAGAUCCCAAGAACACCCACAUUAUUGUCAGCUGGAUGAUCGCUCAGUCUGUGACUGCUGUUGCUGGUCUUGCAUCCUACCCCUUCGACACAGUCCGUCGUCGUAUGAUGAUGCAGUCUGGACGCAAAGGAGCUGACAUCAUGUACAGUGGCACAAUUGACUGCUGGAAGAAGAUUUCACGUGAUGAGGGUGGCAAGGCUUUCUUCAAGGGAGCCUGGUCCAAUGUUCUCAGAGGCAUGGGUGGUGCAUUUGUGCUGGUCUUGUAUGAUGAGCUGAAGAAGGUCAUGUAAAUGUUUCCUGUCCACCAUUCAAUGUGAGAUGUUUAACUGUAACAUAUCUUGUAAAUUUGGAAGGACUCUCAAAUUCCGCCUUAUUUAUAGGGACCAACUAGUAUGUCAGUACUAGUUGUACUGGGGGAAUUGUUUUUUGCGGUUUUCUUUUGCCCCAUCUUAUUUUUCCUCUUUUUGUUCCACUCACCAUACUGUCAUUCCCAGAAAGAAAGAAUGCCGGGUACUAAAAUCUACCUGUUUUCCAGCCGGUCUGUUUUUAGUCGAUGCAUCAAUAAAGACCCACUGAAUGAACCUAAA